GCUGCCGUGGCGGAUAUACAAUCUUCAAGGUCUGAAGUUUCAGUCUGCUCCAAUUCAUACCAUAAGUAUCUUUGUCAUGUUGCAAACACACCCCAUUCGUAUGCUAUUGACGAGUGUCAACGACUUUCUCUGUUCUUCGUUCCUACAUACUUCGUACACAUCCCCCUACUCUGCGUUCCACCGUAUCCAAAGUCUGCUAUUAUUUGGUCGUGGAGCUAGCUCCUUGUAUUUUUGAGUUCCUUCCAUCUUGACGAUAUCAUAGGAGUUAUCUCGUUUUUUAUCAGUCACUGCUUGGUUUACUUUUCAUAACAUUGCGAGGCCUUCAUACACUCAGAUACCUGCUACAUGCUACCCAUACUCGCGUUAUUCAAAUGUCAUUUGCGUUGCAUGGAAGCACAAGCUCCUUCCAUCCCACUAAAUCCUUGUCCUCUGGAGCAGCAACUUAUACCUAUACCUCUGACCCCACAUAUCCACAGCCAUGGUUUCCUGUGUUAUCCCUAUGGGCUGAUGGCGAAGUAAGUUGCGAUCGGCCAGAAAAUCAAUUCAUAUCUUCAUGAACACUUCGAUAAGCAAGAAGUUCCUUGUCUAUCUUGCUCAAUACUUUGUUGCUCUACGGCGGAUUGAUGGGCUUCCAGCGUUUCUACCACUGCACAAACAUUCAAUUUGAGAAGCGUAAGGCAAUGUUGUUACACAGAUCAGUCGAGCUCCUUGUUUUCAGUCAUUCUUGAAGACUUGAACGAACGCAUUCACACUGUUCGAUAUUGUUGUCGUCUUCAUGUCAUGGUUCAAGCAGCAUUGAGGUACUUCGCGUAUUCGCCACCAGGAUAUGUCAACAUCGCUUCGACAAGCGAGCUAUCUCAACCGUUCUCAAUUAGCAAGUCUUUGAUUUUGAUGUUGCCUUAUAGCACAGAUGUCGCUUUCUACUCAUCUUCAUCCCCACACUUACAGAGUUCCUCGCCUCAUUUCUGACUUCUCCUUCCAUUUAUUCAUAUCAUAGCCAUCACUUCAUCUGAUCAAUUCACUGUCUUUGGCAUGGUUGCUCCUUCAUCAAUUAUUUACGACGUGGUGGUUGCGUCUCCCUUUUGGCAAGACCUAUAUACUCCCAAUCAUCUCACAACUUUCAAUCUUAUGCAUUAGAAUAAACUAACCAUGGUUGUUCAGAUUACUACCCAGAUUUUCUCCUCCUUGAGUCCUCUCACCCCGAUCAUGACAAUGUCUCGCUAUACCAACUCCCCCAAUUCCUCUUUGCGAGAUGAGUCGGUUCAGAACACUCCCUACACGGCCUUGACGGCAUUCUCUCCGGAGGAUGUUCGCAUCCAACAGGCCUCUGCCAGUCGCUCUAGUAUGCCACCACCGGGUGCACACAAUGACCCCUUCGUCACUUCAACAAAGGCAGCCAAGGCUGAUCAGAAGCUCUCCGCAACUGCCUCGGCAUUCAAGCCUUUUGGAUUGAGAACAUCAUCAAUGGGUUCUACUCCCUCUACUUCCAGCAUCUCCGGACCAGUUCCUGGUACUACUCAGUACCUUGACGCUGUCAUUGAGAAGGAGAACAGUCCAUCUCGAAGAUCGAAUGACUCUGAUAUGAGCUUUGGUGUCUUCACCACUAGUACCAUGAUGUCCCGAAACAUCAAAGUCUCUAGCAUCAUGAAGAACGACGUCAUGCCGAUGAUUGAGGCUACGUGGAAGAAGUUGCAUCAAACUGGGAACCCUGUUCGAGGCAGUCACACGUUCCGAGAUCUUGGUGAUGUUGUCAUCAUCAAAUUGGGAAACAUCACCGAUGCUCCGACGGUCUACAACGCGCUAAGCAAAGAUCACGAUGAUAUCGCCGUUGAAUAUGUGUCAAUCAAUGUAUACAACAAGACUGCCUCUCCUCAAACAGAUACUGUCUCCGUCCAUCAAGGUCAAGUGGCUCUUCGAGUCAAGUAUCCCUCUGGACGUGGAUCGAACAAGGUACAGUUUGAGAAGAAUAUUCGAGACCUUUUGGCUGUUGAGGGCUCAAUUGUUGCUUGGCAAAAGAUGGCAGCCACUGAGGCGGGGGUGUUUCACCUCAUUGCCGAGUUCAAUGAUGCAUGCCAUGCGGUUCGAGCCAUGCAACGUCUCAACAAUAUGAACCUCACCGAUGCUGUCGACCCUUGCAUGAUUUCCAUCACUCUCCACGAGCCGGACAAGGUAUCCACGGCACCAAUUCCACGGUCUGCUCCUACUUUCACGCCAACCCGCCGAUCUGGACCUUCAGGAGACCAGAGUAGCAUCAUUGGAUCCAUGGGUAGUAUUUCCAUCAACAGCUCUCAGACAGCUCCAACGCAGAACGCUGCUGCAUAUACUGGUAACGCUGGCAACGCUGCGACUCCUAGCCCUAUGGGUUAUGGUCUUAACAAUGCCGGCUUUGGUGUGCCUCCUGGCAUGUUGCCGCUUGCAAUGAACAGUGUCUACUCUCCAGCUACUUUGGGUGCACCAGUCCAACAGUACGGUGUGGACGGAUACGGCCAAUAUCAACCCGCUGGACCACCACCAUUUUUCCAGCAAGGAUAUACCUCCAACAGCAUGGUAUCGUAUGCUCCGCGCGCCAAUGGCUAUGGACCGCAGUUUCCCUCUGCCGGUCCACGCUUCCUUGAGAACAACUUCCGUUCUGGCCCCAGACAGAACAACUACUACCACCCUCGUGGUGAUGGACGGUGGGAUGGCCGCUACGAUAUGAUUCGGUACGGUGGUAACCGACACAUUGGUCCUCGUAGCCCCAGACCGAACCAAGCCGGUGGGCAGCAUAACCAUGUCGACAUUGAGAGAAUCCGUGCAGGUAUCGAUGUUCGCACUACAGUCAUGCUUCGCAAUAUUCCGAACAAGGUUGAUCAAGCUAUGCUAAAGGAGAUUGUUGACGAGUCAAGCUAUGGUAAAUACGACUUCAUGUAUCUUCGUAUCGACUUUAGCAACAACUGCAACGUUGGAUAUGCUUUCAUUAACUUCCACGACCCUCUGGACAUCAUUACGUUCGUUGAGACCAGAUCAAACCAAAAAUGGCAGCGCUUCCGCUCCGACAAGGUUGCUGAAGUCUCCUAUGCCACAAUCCAGGGCAGAGAUUGUCUUAUCCAGAAGUUCCGCAAUUCUUCGGUUAUGUUGGAGCCUGAACACUAUCGUCCAAAGCUAUUCUUCAUCCUCCAGGAUGGUGAGGAGCUUGCUGGCAAGGAAGAGCCAUUCCCACCUUCCGACAACGCCUCGAAGUUGAAGAGAUCGUGUGAGAAUGCUGAGCAUGUUGGUCUCUUCGCUCCUAGUGCUGGACAGCACUUCCGUGAUGAGCAGCGCCGUCGUCGCAGCCAAUACGACCGUGGUACUAGUCUCGCUGAGCGCGAUGAGUACUACGAUGAAGGCCUUUACUUGGGCUAUCCCAACUACUAAUGUCUUGCAUAGAACAAGUCAUUGUUCUGCUGGGUUCUUGGACUCGGGACUUGGGCCAUCUUAGGCACAUUUCUUGUGACGGACAUCUAGGCAGGAUGGUCAAUUUGGUGGACUGACCUUAACAUCUUGCACGACCGGUUUGGCAAGAUUUUUUUUUGACAAUUGAGUGAUCUGGUUUGGCUUUUGUUCCAGAUCACCAACAUCAAACAUAAUAUUUGCUUGGCUCAAGGAACACUACAUAUCUCGUUGCUUUUUCACCAUACCAGACCCCAUCAUACUGAUUAGGGCAUUUUUCAUAGCUGAGAAUUGGUGGCUAAUGGUUGCCUGAUAGAUAGUCAAUACAUCUUCUUGACUUUCUA
Molecule: messenger RNA, 3752 nt
Organism: Cadophora gregata
Lineage: Eukaryota; Fungi; Ascomycota; Leotiomycetes; Helotiales; Ploettnerulaceae
Exons: 13
Coding region: 1150-3393 (747 amino acids)
Molecular function (GO): RNA binding
Source: RefSeq, a predicted model, not a curated record